Schistosoma curassoni is the source of this 5845-nucleotide messenger RNA. The record is from the annotation of a GenBank genome assembly. Lineage: Eukaryota; Metazoa; Platyhelminthes; Trematoda; Strigeidida; Schistosomatidae.
CUUCAUACGUCAAGGCUGUAAAAGGUCGAUCGGGUGAUACAUUGGGCGACUGGUCGCAUUUAUAAUGAUUGACUACAGGGUCUUGUGAGCCUUCUGGUGGUCUCGUCAGCACACCAUUUGUCAUACGCUGGAUUUAUAUCGUGACGUAUUCCAUCAAACAGUGAAUAUGAUUCAGGACUCCGAACCUCAGAAGUUGCUCUCCAGCAAUGCCGAUCCUGUAAGAUCUAGUGCAAUGCAAAAGAAAAUACGGCAAAAGUAUUUUAAAAAUGAUGCUGUAAUUAAAGCUUAUAAGUGUGAUUUAAUGAGCCAGAAUAUAAAUACUCCUGUUAAGCUUUACGUUUGUCAUUCGGCCUUAAAUCUUGUCCAUCGUCCGAAGCGAAAAAUACUGACAGCACUCCUCUACAGUCAAAUCGUUGAACUUAAAGUCCAAAAUGAACACUAUGUAAAUAUACUCACCACUAGUAACGAGACGUACACUUUGGCUAACUUUGAACGAUCAGACUCAGCUAUAGCUUUUCUACGCAAUUAUUGGGAGGUCAUUUUAAAAGAGAAGUGUUUUUCUACAUCGUGUGGAAGUUCGCCAGCUAACAGAUUAUUCGUUAACAAUAAUAAUAACACUAAUGAUCCUUUAGCUCACCCAAAUGCAAUUAUAAGUGAUCUCUACAAUCGUUUGCUCAUUUCAAAAGGUUCAACUACUGUCAGUUUAACAAGUACCAGUGGUGGUGCCACAGGAAGUAUUAGCAAUAGUGAAACGGAGAGCGUUGUUGGUGUAAAAAAACAAGAAUCUUCAAUUCGUAAAUUGAGUCUGAACGUUCGUAAACCAUCUCCCAUUGGAUUCAAUCAAUUAAAUGAAGAAAUAACAAAUAAAAAUGUCGAUAUUGGAUCCAACGUUGUUACUCAACGUAAUGAUGAUUUCAAUGCUACCAGCCCAAUUGUAAACAAUCUAUAUUCCACUUCAACCCCUUCAAAUAUUCCUAUGAAACGCAAUAAUACUUCAGUUUAUCAACAUACUAAACCUUACAAUAACGAAACAGUCAAUACUAAUAAUAUUAAUAAUAGUAAUAAGUUUAAUCUUAAUAGACCGAAUGUUACCAUUUCAACCGAUUGGAAUUGGUGGCCAUUUAAUGUCCUUACCUAUCUGUUUAAUGCUUCUCCUUCACAAAGAUUUACCAUGAUGAUUGCAUAUGCCAUGAUUCCAAGUUACGGCUUACCUCAUGAUGCAGUUUGGUGAUUUCUGUAGUGUAUAUCCUAUCCACUUCCAACGUAUUUUCCUAAUUUCCUCUUCAGUUGGAAUCUGAUUUGUCGUCUCACAUAUUAGGCUGUUGCUAAUGGUAUCCGGUAUCAUCAAUAUAACAGUAGUAAUAAGUUGAAAGAUUUGUUGUUGAGAAAAUAGGGAAUUUUUUUUUCAAUUUAUAAAAGUUACCAUAAGAUUAAUUGUUUUAUGAGUGUUUGUUGAACUACUAAUCCAUCAAGGAUCUUAUUAACUGUGUGGUUGUACCACACGUUUAAGCUGUACUGUUCAUGUUAUAAAGAGACUGUAUAGUGUCUUGUUCUUCUGAAAACCAGUGUUAAAUUAUCCCCUUCCAGGGUAUAUAUAUUCAUGAAUAAUUGUUAAAUUGUUUAUAAUUUUCAUUAAUCCCGACUGUUGUUGCUACCUUGACGUGGUGGUCGGGCUUACCUAUCGUGAUGAAGCGACCGAGCUAUACUGGCCAGAACAAACGUUCUUCAAGGUCCUACCAUACUAGACAGGUCGGUUGAAGAGCGGUAAGACUAAAAGCAACAAACCCAAGGUUUGAUGGCGAAGUCGUACUGCUGACUGUACAGAGGUGUGACAGCAGUAAGGUUUUUCUUUCAGACAACCAGCAUGGCGGCGAUGCUGCCUUCCCACAAGGAGGGGGUGGGGUUGGAGAAGGUGGACGCUAAAAAUGCACACCUCGCCUAAUCCCACGGAUAUCCGUCUCCGGCGGUAAGGUCUCAACAAGUACGAAGCUAGCACGAAAAUUACUCAUAAAAAGGUCGUGUGCGACCGACCUCAAGCAGUUGUCCCUCGGGCACUGCGGUCACGCUCUCAGGUCACUAAGACCACCCCUAAUCCAAUUUUCUUUUCAGGUACCUCCAGACGAAACCUUCCACGGUGUGGGCAACCGGGAAGUGAUAACCACCCUCAUACCUCUAACAGCACUCAAGGCUGCUGUAUUCAAUUCCUUUUGUUCCUCCUUCAUAGACUGAAGUUUCACUAAUUACUGAAAAAUUUCUCUUAUCUUCCAUUUGGUAGAUAACGAGUUCCUUGAAUCUUUUUUAUAUGCUCAAUGUCAUUGUUAUGAUCUUGUGUUCCUUUGUUUAGUUGAGUAGUUUCGUUCUUUUCGAAUUAGUAAUGAAGCUGUGAAUCAGUUGUUAAUACAUUAUUUAGCUUCCAACUGUUAGGUCACGAAUUCGAAUCAUUCUUAGUCUAUUUCAGCUUCAAUAGUCCUCAUACACGAAAAAAUAUAGCUUAAAGUUCUUAAUACUUGCACACAAUAAAUGAACUCUUCAUUUGUACAAUGUUUGAUAAUCACUGAGUAAUAACAAUAAUAUCUUGUAGAUUGGUGGUUCCAAAGCCUAUUGUUUGCUACUUGAUAUAUUAAACACCACAGUAGCAUUUCUGGCUGAUACGUUGUAUGACCAAUAUUUUAGUCAAUUCACUUAGCGUUUACAUGUACUGUGGGGCAACGGCUAAAGGGCAUAAAACUCUGGAAUUCCAAUCACCUAUUUGUAACUUCAAAUCCUAUUCUAUUCACCUUUAUUUAGAGAACAGAAUGGCUAGUUGAAUAGUAUAGUUUGAUAAAAUCUCAACACGGAUACUAAAAACUCAAUUUGCGUUUACUGACUUUUAUCUUUUAUGGAAUAGUCAAGAUAUCUAUCUGCAAACCAAAGAGGAAUUAUACUGCACACCAGUUCGAUCUGGUUUACUUUAUAGUUGUCAAAUAUGGUGUAUGGAAAUAAAAUAUAUACAUAGGCUUUACGUUUUGAAUCAUGGGUGUCUUCGGAGCAUUGCUUCUGUAUCAUAGAACAAUUGAGGAAGUAAGUACAAAAAAUCGGUUGACUAAACUGUAAAUGCUCAUCGACUAAGAUGACAAUGCCUAACCAUCAUCUACUUCGAUGAUUGAUGUAAAACUAUGCUAGGAGAAUGAUAGAGGUAGUCGAACCAAGACAUGUCAUUGACCGUUUGCUUGAACCUUUAAGAUAGAUCAAACUCUAUCUAGUUAGGGUCCACAUAAUAACCACAGUCAGUAGUUGGAAACAUUGGAUGUGAUAGGUCAGAAUCGUCUACAGUCAGUCAAAUUCAUUCACUCUUUAUCUUCCUUUAAAUGUUGAUCUCCAAUGUUAUUUAUGAAUGAGUUCGUAGCCAAUGAAGAAAUUCAAAAUUUGGCUAUCAUUUAACUAAAUUAACAAUUCACUUAAUCCAAUGUUGAUUAACUCACAAAACAACUCAGUCAGUCAGUCAGUAACAACGUAGAACUUCGUACGUACGUACAUCAGUUCGAGUUGCCACCAAAACAACUACUUGUACAUGUAUGUCAGUUAUAAUCAUUUUAAUUAUUGAAGUUUCAGAUAACAAAAUAGGUGAGACUAUAAUUUAUGAAUGACUUUUAAACGACCCUAGACUGACCUUCAGAGUUUCCAUCUAAUAACUAGGACCAUAUGAAGAUUAUAAACCUGUGCCAUGAAUUCGAAUUAUGAUUUACAGUUGAUGGUUAAGAUUAGGAUUUAUAUUUAGGGUUUUCACCAUGAACUGACAUCAACUAUAAUGCCAAAAUUCUAUUUAACCAAAAUGAUGAGUGAAUUCCGCACCAAAAUCCGAGAUCUGUUAUCUUAUACCUGAUUGAUUCGUCCCAUAAAUUAUAGUCUCGCCACAAAAUGUCUAGGUAUCAUCAUCAUCAUCAUCACUUAUUAUUCUUCCAUUUAUUCUCUUAAUUUUCUUUUCUAGUUUAGGUUUUUUGUUCUUGUCAACAAUACAUCUUUAUCAUCGAUUAGCAUUAAUUGAUUUACAAACUGGUCCAGCUAUACGCCGUGCUGGAAUGAAUCAUCCAUCAUCUACAUCUACUUCAGAAUUACAUAAUUUAGAAGUACAAUUAACUCAUUUAACUCAACUUGCUUCAAAAAUGGUUGAAACACUUGGUCAUUUAACAUCAGAAUUAAAUAGUUUCGUAUUAUAUUCUAAUCCAGAGAAAUUUUCACCAGAUCAAUCAACUAUGAAUACAUGAUAUUAUUGUAUACAAGAUGUAAUUAUUAUCAUUAUCACUAUCAUUAUGUGUCUCGUAUUAUUGUUGCAUUUCAUUUCCAUAGUCUUGUUUGUUGAUUUUUCUUCCUUUGUUCCAACACUAUCAGAUCAAAACGCGCGUGCAAACACACACAGCACAUACAAGCGUAUUACAGUGUUAUCUAACAAGUUAAUAGAUACACUUGUUUUUGUAUAUAUCCUUCUUUAUUAAUGUAUUUCUUCUUUCUCUUUGUAUGUAUAGUUCAUUAUCAUUUAUCUAAACAGUAUCUACAAUUUAUCAGACUAUAUAUCUGAUCUCAUUAUUUAGAAAAGAAAAAAAAAAGAAUAAUACUCUCUAUUACUACCCCCCCCCUUUUUUUACCUAUUUUUGCUUCUCCUUCCGAAAAAUAUACACUACUACCUCUCUUUUCAAUUGUCAUUCAUGUAACUAAAAGUUCAUUGGUGUUGUUAUCACUAUCUCAUUAUUUUCUAAUGUGGUUCUAGAUUUUCAUGAUAUACUAUCAUGUGGCAAUAAUGGUAUACCACACAAUGUUUUAUUCCUUCCCUCUUCUUUGAUUUUCUCUGUCACUUUUUCCAUCUCUCUCUGUUACAUGCUAUACAUGUUGACUUUCUUAUUUCUGCCAGUAUUCUACUCUAUUUAACUUGCUUUUUAGAGAUACACAUGUUAAUUUGUUUGUCUCUUUUAAAAUCUCAUUCUGUUUUCAUUCACUUACUCUGAUCCAUGUAGUGCAUGUGUGUAUGCAUUUCUAUUUUCUUGUUCUAAUCUAGGUGUCUAUCUUCUUUCUUCUUCUCUCUUUUCUUUUCGCUUUAAUGUUUAUCCUGUCAGCUACACAUAGAUGACACUAGCGUUCCAUUUGGAUCAAUCAGCUGUUGCGAACUUCAUUCUUAUCGGAUAGUUUGUUUUCUAAAAGAUUUUUUUUAGGAUUAAUUCACUUAUUUAAUUGUUAUUCUACUUUCAUAUUCAAUCCUCUCCUUCUUUGUAUUCUCUACAACAAUAAGUCUUUCAAUAUGAAACUCUAUUACCACUUUAUUUUCACUAUUACCACUAGUACUACUACUGCUACUACUACUACUACUAAAUACUGUGUACGUUUGUGUCCCAAGUUUCUGUGUAAUAAUAAUUUUUUUGUUUGUUUACUAUCAUAAUUAUUAUUCUUGUUGAUAUUUUGUUUCUGUUCUCGUUAACUUUCUUUGUCUGAUCUCGGUAUUUCAUUUCUCCUUGUUGUUCUCUUCUUCUCCUCCUCCUCCUCCCUCACGAUCUACAACAAACUCUUUAUAUAUUUUUUGUUGUUUAACUCAUCUUUUCAGUUGAAAAAGAUGGAUUGUUGUUUUCUGUUUGUCUGCUUCUUUGCCUUUUCUGUUGUUUUUUUCAAAGGUAAAGUGUUUAUUCGUUCUUGUUACGUCUAGUUGAUCUUUUCAUUCAUGUUGACUUACAUGUUUAUUAUUAUUACAACUGAUGAUAAUAUUUGUACUGAUUACUAUUAUACAUACAUAUCUUGUAUGUAUUGUAAACAAAAUGACAAAUCUGAUUUUAUCAGUAAAUAAUAAAUUAAUUUAAAUUAUAUUGAAAUGUUAUUAUUGUCA